Ruditapes philippinarum (Manila clam) is the source of this 3328-nucleotide messenger RNA. RefSeq names its product importin-11-like. Lineage: Eukaryota; Metazoa; Mollusca; Bivalvia; Venerida; Veneridae. The transcript is spliced from 25 exons. The record is from RefSeq and is a predicted model, not a curated record. Gene Ontology annotation, biological process: protein import into nucleus. Gene Ontology annotation, molecular function: small GTPase binding. Gene Ontology annotation, cellular component: nuclear envelope; cytosol. Bases 46 to 2835 code for a protein of 929 amino acids.
UUCUGUAAUCAUGAUAUAGCUGUUAACGUAAGAUGGUUAGCAGUGAUGUACAUAAAAAAUGGGGUUGACAGAUACUGGAGAAGAACAGCACCAAAUGCUAUGAAAGAAGAUGAAAAAGAGACUAUAAGACAAAGGCUGUUGGCAAACUUCAAUGAACCUUCACCACAGAUAUGUACACAAAUGUCUGUACUGGUUGCAAAGAUAGCAAGAUUAGACUGUCCCCGAAACUGGCCUACUUUAUUACCGACUUUACUACAAACUGUGCGCUGUGAUAACCAACUGUUACAAGAACGUUCCUUGCUGGUGUUACAUCAUGUGUUGAAAACACUCGCGUCAAAACGCCUUGCACCAGAUCGUAAACUCUUUGAAGAUUUAACCAAUGAAAUAUUCAGCUAUAUCUAUGGUUUAUGGACAGAUCAGUUGUCAGAAUUUCUCCAGUUAGCUGCCAUGCACAGUGAGGAGAUGCAUACAGUGAUUGACAGAACUACGUUGUCUUUGAGGACAUUACGGAGAAUGGUUGUACACGGCUUCCGAGACCCUGCCAGUAACCAGGAAGCUAUGAGUUUUCUGAAUGACGUGUUUGUGAAGCUUGAUGCCAUGCUAGAAUGUAGACAAAGUUUAUGGGGAGAUCACAGAAUGCUAGAGAAAUGUGAAAAGAUGAUCAACAUUCUUACAAAAGUGUUACUGGAUACUAUGGAGCAUCAUCCUGUGUGUUAUAUGCAGUUUAUACAGAGAACUCUACAGUUUGUUGUGAGAUAUAACUUCACACAAGCAGGACUGUUGUAUGAGAGAUUUACAGUGAAUUGUUUCAACCUGAUGAAGAAUAUACUGAUUGGUGAUAUGUACAGACUGGGGAAACAUGAGGCAGAACCAGACAGUACUAAAAUGCAAGCACACAAGAUAAAGGCGGUAUUCUUCACGUUUGAGACCCUGACAGAGAUAUGUCACCGUCUAAUCUCCCAAUAUUUCCUCCUUAACCAUGAAGACCUGUCAACCUGGGACUCAGAUCCAGAAAGUUUUUGCCAAGAAGAGGUUGGCGACACAUAUAAAUAUGCAUUGAGGCCGUGUACAGAAACAUUGUUUCUCAGUCUGUUUAAAGAAUACAGAUUGUCACUUAGUUCUGUGUUAAUAAAGAUGGUACGGGAAUUGCAGGGACCAUGUGACAUGGAUAAUAUGAUAACUAUACUGAGGAAAGAUGCAGUGUAUAAUGCUGUUGGUUUAGCCGCCUUUGAUUUGUUUGAUGAUAUAGAGUUUGACCAAUGGUUCUCUUCACAUCUGUUACAAGAAUUGAAAAUAUCCCAUGUAAAUUAUAGAAUAAUAAGAAGACGGGUAAUCUGGUUGUGUGGUCAGUGGGUAGGUGUAAAAUUGUCGUCAUCGUUACGACCAGCUUUAUACGAGGCUAUUUGCCCUCUAUUACAGCCCUCGGAGGAUCUGGUAGUUAGACUGGAGGCUGCAAACACUCUCAAACUUGCUGUGGAUGAUUUUGAAUUUAAGGUUGACCAAUUUCUUCCAUUUUUAGAAGUGAUAUUUUCUCUGUUGUUUCAACUGUUAAAGGAAGUGAAUGAAUGUGAUACAAAGAUGCAAGUUUUACAUGUGGUGUCAUUCGUGGUGGAACGUGUAGGAGUGCAGAUUCGACCGUAUGCCACGUCACUCGUGUCGUACCUGCCUUCAUUGUGGGAGGAGUCAAGAGAUCAUAACAUGUUAAAAUGUGCAAUAAUUACUACCCUGAUACAUCUUGUACAGGGUUUUGGAAAUUUGAGCUCCACGAUGUACAAAUUCCUACUACCUGUGAUAGAACUAAGUACAGAUCUUAGGCAACCGGAGCACGUGUACUUGAUGGACGAUGGGUUGGAGCUCUGGCAUAUAACCCUGACUAACGCCGAAAAAAUGACACCGGAAAUGCUUAACUUGUACCAAAAUGUGUCGGAAUUAUUAGAAACAGGCACUGAAAAUCUUAGAAUGUGUUUGAAAGUGAUUGAGGAAUACAUAUUACUGGGGCCUCGAGAGUCAAUGCAGGUAUACACUGGUGCAAUAGUGAAGUCAUUUCCAUCACUGAUAAAGGAUUUACGGACUGAGGGGGUAAUACUUGUGCUGAAGGUAGUGGAGCUCGUGUUCCGCUCAUUCCCAGCCGAAGGUCCGGAGAUGUUUUCUUCUAUGUUACCUGGAUUCCUUCGGUCAAUUCUAACUUCAGAUGAAGCCACAGUGGGGAAAACAGAGAAAAAGUUUACAUUAAUGGAAGCUCUUCAUUUAGAUCAGGAACAUCCAAUGGUCAUGUCUAUAUAUGUGACACUGUUUGCACGAAUCAUUCUACAAAACCAAGACUAUUUCUGGACAUUCCUCGAAAAGAUUGCUUCUGAAUCUCAUAUACAGUCAUCGGGUAUUUUGAAGUCAUUUCUACUUGCCUGGAUGGAGACUAUUGAUAGUAUGACACAACCAGAGAGAAGAAAACUGUCGGCCCUGGCUUUAGCUAGUCUUAUUACUGUAAAUAAUAGUACGGUGCUAGAACUGUUUGGAGGUAUUAUAAGUGUAUGUGUUCAAGUUUUACACGACGUAUGUAGGGUACCUGUUGAUGAAGAAACUGUGAUCCAAUUAGAUGCUCUUGUGAUAUCGGACGGGGACGAGGCGAAGGGUGAGCAGGAAUUAGAGACCGAGCAUGAGAAAAGAAAGCGAGCAUUAAUGCGACAAGAUCCGGUUCACACGAUACCACUGAAAGAGUUUGUGUUCCAACAACUACGCCAGUGUCAUAAUAUUCAUGGUGAUAAAGUGUUUGAUGAACUCACGCGUCUCAUUGACCCUGAUGUGUAUAUACAGCUACAACAGUUUACAAAGACUUGAAGUCGCCAUGGUUACGGUGGCAUGGAGGUUGAAGUCGCCAAUGUUACGGUGGUGUCAAUGUGAUAGAAUUUAUCGUCGUUAUUUUAAUGAUUUUAAAAACAGAAAGUUUACUAUGUCCAUGAAAUAAUAAAGUAAUAGUAUGGUGGGCAAAGUGAAAAGAAAUUACUAUGUACACUACAUGUUCUUCAUUAGUGUUGAAAUGAAACAUAGUUGCUGUGGCAACUCUUUAGCUAUUUUGCCAAAAUUAUUCAUACAUUGUGGUCAGUGUAUUAGAAAGUCAUCAGCGUUUUUCAUAAAUUUUUGAAAAUAAGUAAUCAUUUCCAUGGCAACCAUUUUGCUUUUUGGUUAAAAAGAAAAUGCUAACAAUGUGGUUGUUUUGAAAAAAAAAUCAGUGAAAUUUAGUGGCUGUUAGUGGACAGGUCUUGUUAUCAAAACCAUAGCUACUGUGAUACCAGGAUGUGCUAUUUAUAGAAUUAUUUUUUAUUUAAACUUU